Hippoglossus stenolepis (Pacific halibut) is the source of this 1627-nucleotide messenger RNA. It is a transcript of the gene ngs, whose product is annotated as notochord granular surface. The record is from RefSeq and is a predicted model, not a curated record. NCBI's taxonomy places the organism in Eukaryota, Metazoa, Chordata, Actinopteri, Pleuronectiformes, Pleuronectidae. The coding region runs from base 29 to 1627 and encodes 532 amino acids. Gene Ontology annotation, biological process: skeletal muscle organ development. The transcript is spliced from 11 exons. Gene Ontology annotation, cellular component: cell-cell junction; intermediate filament; sarcolemma.
GUUUCAACAGCUACAGCCAGAGGUCAACAUGAGCCGCAGUCCAGAGAGGAUGUCCUCAUACCGCCGUCACUUUGAGGGCACCUUGGCCGCCUCGUCUGUCCAACAGCUCCGGGUGUCCAGUCCCUCUCCCACCCGCAGGGACACCCGCCACCGGUCGGUCAGCUUCACCCGGAGUGGAGGGGCGGUGGGGCGCAGGGCCCUCUCCAAUAAGACCCGCAUGACCAGCAGUGCGAGUUUGGGAGCGCUGUGCUUUGGUAUGUCCAUGGGGCUCGGACCAAAACUGGACCUGGAUGCGGCUGCAGCAGAGAACCAGGCCUUUAUGGUGACUCGAACCAAUGAGAGGCAGGAGAUGGUGGCCCUCAAUGAUCGCCUGGCGGCUUACAUUGAAAAGGUGCGAACGCUGGAGUCCCAAAACAAGCUGCUGGAGGUUGAGAUCGAGACCCUGAAGGGUCGCCACCUCCGACCAUCGGGCCUCAGGCAGCUGUACGAGUCUCAGCUGAAGGAACUCAACAGGGAGGCUGGACAGAUGAGAAAUCAGAGGGACAUGUCUGUGGCAGCCAAGGAUGCAAUGCUGGGCCAGUUGGAUGCGCUGAAGGCCAAAUAUGAAGAAGCUGUGGAGGCCCGGAAAAAGACGGAGCACGACAUCGAUUCACUACGUCCAGAUGUGGAUAAAGCCACCUCAGGCCGGAUCACUCUGGAGAAGCACCAGGAGAACCUGGAGACUGAGCUGGCCUUCCUGCAGAGAAUUCACAAGGAGGAAAUUGAGGAGCUCAUGCAGCAGAUCUACUCAGCAACCUCCAGGGUGGACAUCACCUUUGGCCUCCCAGACCUCUCCUCUGCUCUGAGACAGAUUCAGUCUCAGUACGACAGCAUCGCCGCCAAAAACCUGCAGGAAAUGGAUACUUGGUACAAGACAAAGUUUCAGGACCUGACCAACGCCACCACCAAACAUGUUCAGAGUGUUCGAAGCGUGAGAGAGGAAAUCGCAGGCUAUAAGAAGGAUCUCCUCAACAAGGAGCGUGAAUUGGAGGCAAUGAAGACAAGGAACGAGUAUUUGGAGGUUCAGAUCCGUGAUGCAGCUGCGAAAUACAAAAAGGAGGAGGAGGAUUUACAGGAGCGUAUAGAAUCUAUUAAAUUGGAUCUGAAUGUGACGAAGGGGAAGAUAGCUAUGCUGCUGAGGGAAUAUCAGGAACUGCUGAGUGUAAAGAUGGCUCUGGAGAUCGAGAUCACCACCUACAGGAAGCUGAUCGAAGGGGAGGACAGCCGUCUGAGCACCAUGGUUUGUAACCUGUCCCUGACUGGGGGCCUGUCCCUAACUUCCAGUGUUAGUAUGCAAGCGGCCUCAGCUUCAGCUCUAAAAGCAACGACUUCAAAGCUGGAUGAGGUCCCCAGUGACAAGAGCAGCAGCGGGGCUGAGAAGCCGAUAGACGCCGGCAGACCGCGAGUGGAGGUCGUCUCAUCGGACACCCAGACAGAUGGUAGCUUAGGGGAUCAGGCCACAGAGAUGUCGGAGAGGAAGACACUUCUCAUCAGAACAGUUAAGACAGAUGAUGACACGUACGAGAGCAACACACAGGAGCGCACCAUCAUCAUUUCUGGAGCAGCUGAUGACACGGAUGAAGAAUAA